UCGGACUCAAGGAGAGACGUUUCGGCCCAGAGAAAUGCAUCCUGGUGGUUGUAUUCCUUCCUUCCGUAAAGGCGGGCUGUGCAGUAUGGGUUAGGUAGUGAACCUCGUUCUUCAGUGCGUUGCGUGUCCGCUUCCACGCAACGUGCGUUGGAGAUUUCCUGGUCUCCGAAGGUACACGUUUCACCCGGCGAACCAGACACUUGGCCUAAUGGAGGCGUGAAGACAAACCUUGCUUUCUCAGGAGAUAAGUUGUUCAAAACUCAGUGCGCAGAGAACGAGGCUGUAGCAACCCGUUAUGAAGCGAGGCCUAAACGCUUCGAACCCGCCAACGCCAGGGAACCAUGAGCAGCAAAGUCUCCCAUGACACCCUCUACGAGAUGGUGCGGGAAGUCCUGCACCAGAACCAGCACAAGUGCAGGAAGUUUUUGGAGACUGUGGAGCUUCAGGUCAGUCUGAAGAACUAUGACCCUCAGAAGGACAAACGCUUCUCGGGCAUCAUCAGGCUUAAGUCCACUCCCUGCCCCAAGUUCUCCGUGUGUGUCUUGGGGGACCAGCAGCAUUGUCAGCAUUGUGAUGAGGCCAAGGCUGUGGAUAUCCCCCACAUGGACAUUGAGGUGCUGAAGAAACUCAACAAGAAUAAGAAACUGGUCAAGAAGCUGGCCAAGAAAUACGAAGCCUUUUUGGCUUCAGAGUCUCUGAUCAAGCAGAUCCCCCAAAUCCUGGGCCCAGGCCUGAACAAGGCUGACAAGCUCCCUUCCUUGCUGACCCACAAUGAGAACAUGGUGGCCAAAACUGAUGAAGUGAAGUCCACGAUCAAGUUCCAGAUGAAGAAGGUGCUGUGUCUGGCAGUGGCUGUUGGCCACGUGAAGAUGACAGAUGAUGAGCUUGUGUAUACAACAUCCACUUAGCUGUCAACUUCCUGGUGUCACUGCUCAAGAAAAAUUGGCAGAACAUCAGGGCCUUGUACAUUAAGAGCACCAUGGGCAAGCCCCAGCGUC
Messenger RNA from Odocoileus virginianus texanus, 998 nucleotides. RefSeq names its product large ribosomal subunit protein uL1-like. Gene Ontology annotation, biological process: translation; maturation of LSU-rRNA. The record is from RefSeq and is a predicted model, not a curated record. Gene Ontology annotation, cellular component: cytosolic large ribosomal subunit. Gene Ontology annotation, molecular function: structural constituent of ribosome; RNA binding. Lineage: Eukaryota; Metazoa; Chordata; Mammalia; Artiodactyla; Cervidae.